GAACACAAGAGUCCCAUCCCAUCCCAUCCCAUAGAAACUGUGAUGUGAUCCUGCUCUCCCCUUCGUUACACGCAACGCAUACGCAUGGCAUAUGCUCCCACAGAUUCGCUUCUCCCGGGCCUUCCCUCCUGUUCUGCUGCUGCUCGAAUGCUCCAACUAACACCCACCUCCCUCCCUAUAUUAAGCUGCCCGUCGCUAAUGAUUCAGCCUCCUCUUAUUCUCAUUCGAUUACACACACACACGGAGAGAUCAAAUUGAUACACUGCGAUCUCGAUCAAACAAAUCAAAAAAAAAAAAAAUCUUGCGAGACAUUACUGACCGAUGAAGUUCGGCAAGCGCCUCAAGAAGCAGAUCGAGGAGAGCCUGCCGGAGUGGCGGAGCCAGUUCCUCAACUACAAGGAGCUGAAGCGGCGCGUGAAUGCCGUGUCCUCCCGCGGGUCGGCGGCGGAUCCGUCGUCGUCCAGCGCCGCGGAGGCCGACUUCCUGACGCUCCUGGACGCCGAGAUCGACAAGUUCAACGCCUUCUUCCUGGAGCGGGAGGAGGAGUUCGUGAUCCGGCAGAGGGAGCUCCAGGAGCGCAUCGGGCGUGCGGGCGGGCCCGAGGCCACGCUGGCGCGCGUCCGGCGCGAGGUGGUGGACUUGCACGGCGAGAUGGUGCUGCUGCUCAACUACAGCAGCGUCAACUACACGGGCCUCGCCAAGAUCCUCAAGAAGUUCGACAAGCGCACCGGCGGCGUGCUCCGCCUCCCCGUCAUCGCGCGGGUGCUGCGGCAGCCCUUCUUCACCACCGACCUCAUCUCCGAGCUGGUCAGGGACUGCGAGGCCGCGAUGGAGGCCGUCUUCCCGCCCGCCGCCAGCAGGGACCUCCACGGGCGCCAGGCGCUGGCCGUCGCCGGGCAGGGCAUCUUCCGCAACACCGUCGCCGCGCUGCUCACCAUGCAGGAGGUGCGCAGCGGGAGCUCCACCGUCGGCCAUUUCUCGCUGCCGCCCAUGCAGCCGCUGCCGGAGUCGGACUGGCUCGUCCAGUCCGUUGACAGCACGCCGACGGCGUCGCCCCUCAUCCCCACGCAGUGACUGACGACACCAUGGUCCACUUCCAGUUCCAUGAUCCAUGGCACUACAGUGCUACAGCACAGCGGGGCGUAUUAUAUAGUAUGCAAUAUAUAUACGAGAAGGCACAAUAAUCUACAUACUGUAGUGGUGCUCUGUAUGCGGCUGAUGUGUACAGUAGUAGUAUUUUUUUUUCUCCUUUUGUUGAUGAGGUGUUCUUUUCU
Messenger RNA from Zea mays, 1274 nucleotides. Its product is annotated as ids4-like protein. Lineage: Eukaryota; Viridiplantae; Streptophyta; Magnoliopsida; Poales; Poaceae. Gene Ontology annotation, biological process: cellular response to phosphate starvation. The coding region runs from base 322 to 1074 and encodes 250 amino acids. The record is from RefSeq and is marked validated. The transcript has a single exon.